This is a messenger RNA of Pararge aegeria (speckled wood butterfly), 1325 nucleotides long. RefSeq names its product sodium channel protein Nach-like. Gene Ontology annotation, biological process: sodium ion transmembrane transport. The record is from RefSeq and is a predicted model, not a curated record. The coding region runs from base 31 to 1281 and encodes 416 amino acids. Lineage: Eukaryota; Metazoa; Arthropoda; Insecta; Lepidoptera; Nymphalidae. Gene Ontology annotation, molecular function: ligand-gated sodium channel activity. The transcript is spliced from 9 exons. Gene Ontology annotation, cellular component: membrane.
AUUAUUAACAUAGUUGUUUGCAUAACAAUAAUGGUUAUUUUAUUAACUCUACAAUACUCAAGAUUUGUCGCUUCCCCGACUGUUAUGAUUGUAGAAAGGAACUACUUUGAUUGGAAUAUAUCCUACCCCGCAAUAACACUUUGUCCGCUUUACAAACCUGAUAUCAUAAAAUUCGGAAAAUUUGUCAACGAUACCAAUAAUAUAACAGGACUAAACAUGAGAGGUUUUUUAUGGGCCAUAGCACAUGCUGCUUUAGAUACUUUAAGUUAUUUGGAUUUAAAUCUUCCGACUGAAGUACAGCUAAUUGAACCCAAGAACUACGCAAAAGUGGCUGCUAAUAUGUUCCGAGAGUUUGAGGAAGGCUGGUUUGCUAGCAAUACCAAUAAGGUGAUGUCUGUGGACGCUACCAUGACGGAAAUGGGAAUGUGCCACGUAAUUAAUUCCAAUGUAGCUAUAUUCGACAGGCCUUUCAAUUGGAAUCGAGUCAACACCACAGCAGACACUUAUGUCAAAAAAAAUAUGGAUAUCUCAAUAUUUGAAGCAGAUUUCGUUACUAUUAUAACAGACUAUGCAUCCAUUUAUAAGGUAUUUAUCCAUGAUCCCGAUGAAGUCACGAUGACUACGGGAUCCUCGUUCACCUUCGAUGUAGAGGGCGUCGUGUCCUUCGGUUUGUCUGUUUGGAGCACGAGAAUAUCGGAAGAAUUGCGUUACAAAUCACUACGAAUACGUAAAUGCCGAUUCAAUCACGAACCAAUAAGCAAGAGAUAUCCUGUGUAUUCGUUCAAUCAUUGCAUAUUAGAAUGUAGAAUCAAAAUGAUCCUGAGGAUAUGUGGAUGUGUGCCUCACUUCUAUAAACCUUUAAGUUAUGAACGUAUAUGUAAUAUACCAGAGCUAAAAUGUGUUUUGAAACAUAGAAAGGAAAUAAUUACUUUGAAAUCUUCCGAAGAAACUUUCAAACAAUUUUGUAACAUCAAAGACCUCCCGAGGAUAUCACGAGAUUGCGGUUGCCUUAACAGUUGUGAGCUGGAUAUGUAUUAUAAAGACAACGAAGACUUUUUGUAUCAAAAAGGGCUGAAUAAAUUAAAAAUCAAAAUCACGUCAUUCCCAAAAGUUCGGGUCGUACGAGACGUCAUCUUCAGCUUUUAUGAUAUCGUGUUAAGGAGUGGAGGUGUAGUGAAUCUCUGCAUUGGAAGCUCGCUAAUUUCCUUAGUAGAAUUACUAUUAGUAAUAUUAAAGUGUAUUCUUUAUUUUCCAAUAAGAGCCAUUCGAUCAAUUUAUUAGAAUACUUCAAAUAAAAUAUAGACAAUGUACGGUUAAAAUGCAUU